Messenger RNA from Alosa sapidissima (American shad), 1442 nucleotides. RefSeq names its product actin, alpha cardiac muscle 1. The record is from RefSeq and is a predicted model, not a curated record. The transcript has 7 exons. NCBI's taxonomy places the organism in Eukaryota, Metazoa, Chordata, Actinopteri, Clupeiformes, Clupeidae. Gene Ontology annotation, molecular function: myosin binding. Bases 60 to 1193 code for a protein of 377 amino acids. Gene Ontology annotation, biological process: actin filament organization; actin-myosin filament sliding; heart contraction. Gene Ontology annotation, cellular component: actin filament; sarcomere.
AUCCCCCGUCUCUCCAACAGACCCAGUCACCGGAGCAGAUCUGAACUCCCUCUGACGCCAUGUGCGACGACGAGGAGACCACUGCGCUGGUUUGCGAUAACGGUUCAGGUCUUGUGAAAGCUGGCUUCGCCGGAGAUGACGCUCCCCGCGCCGUUUUCCCCUCCAUCGUCGGCCGCCCACGUCACCAGGGUGUCAUGGUCGGUAUGGGCCAGAAAGACUCCUACGUUGGUGACGAAGCGCAGAGCAAAAGGGGCAUCUUAACACUUAAAUACCCCAUCGAGCACGGCAUCAUCACUAACUGGGAUGACAUGGAGAAGAUCUGGCACCACACCUUCUACAACGAGCUGAGAGUUGCACCGGAGGAGCAUCCCACCCUCCUCACAGAGGCGCCCCUCAACCCCAAGGCCAACCGGGAGAAAAUGACCCAGAUCAUGUUUGAAACCUUUAACGUCCCAGCCAUGUACGUGGCCAUUCAGGCGGUGCUCUCCCUUUACGCCUCGGGGCGUACCACAGGUAUCGUGCUGGACUCCGGCGACGGUGUAACCCACAAUGUGCCCAUAUACGAGGGUUACGCACUUCCUCAUGCUAUCAUGCGUCUGGACCUGGCUGGCCGCGACCUGACUGACUACCUCAUGAAAAUCCUGACAGAACGUGGCUACUCUUUCGUCACCACAGCUGAGCGUGAGAUCGUGAGGGAUAUCAAGGAGAAGCUGUGCUACGUCGCACUGGACUUCGAGAAUGAGAUGGCAACAGCUGCUUCCUCCUCCUCGCUGGAGAAAAGCUACGAGCUGCCAGACGGACAGGUCAUCACCAUUGGUAACGAGAGGUUCCGCUGCCCAGAGACCUUGUUCCAGCCAUCAUUCAUCGGUAUGGAGUCUGCUGGUAUUCAUGAAACUACGUAUAACAGCAUCAUGAAGUGUGACAUCGACAUCCGUAAAGACCUGUAUGCCAAUAAUGUCUUAUCUGGUGGCACGACCAUGUACCCUGGUAUUGCUGACCGAAUGCAAAAGGAAAUUACUGCUCUGGCUCCAAGCACCAUGAAGAUCAAGAUCAUUGCUCCACCUGAGCGUAAAUACUCCGUCUGGAUCGGUGGCUCCAUCCUGGCCUCCUUGUCCACCUUCCAGCAGAUGUGGAUCAGCAAACAGGAGUACGACGAGGCUGGUCCCUCUAUCGUCCACCGGAAGUGCUUUUAACCAACACACUUGGCUUGCUACAAUUACCACCGUCUUCAAAGCCAGUACUGUGUUUCAUGCAACGUGAUCCGUCACCAUUCAACAGUUUGUUUUUACACAAGAAUACAUUUGUAUGUGUGAAUGUCCUCGUCAACAAGACCCAGGACUUGCCAUGCGUGCUCUGCCUCUGAGUUUUAUUUUGAACACAAAAGCUGAUUGAGUAUCCGGAGUGUGUUAUGACAGCAUUAUAAAUUGACUUGUUAUUUACAA